Molecule: messenger RNA, 3110 nt
Organism: Meira miltonrushii
Lineage: Eukaryota; Fungi; Basidiomycota; Exobasidiomycetes; Exobasidiales; Brachybasidiaceae
Exons: 1
Coding region: 62-2965 (967 amino acids)
Biological process (GO): proteolysis
Molecular function (GO): metalloexopeptidase activity
Source: RefSeq, a predicted model, not a curated record
UGAGAAGAUUGUGAUUUUUUCAUUCUUGUUCUUUAAACAAAGGAUCAUUCAAUCGCCAAUCAUGGCGCCAAAGAAGAACAAGAACUCCGGUUCAUCUGCAUUGUCCAAUCAGAGGGCAAAUACAGAAGCAGGAAGAAGUACUGGAAGCACCGCUAACAACGCAAUUCAAACGAUCACAAACGGAUCUGCAGUAGUAGAAUUACCCGAAUCGGUACCUGGAUCGGCAUUCACAUGGACUCAUUUAUUUCAAGUGUUGGCAGUGUAUACAUUUAUUGCAUCUUUGACGUUAUGGUCGCAUUACCAUUUACCCAAACCUAAAUCGAUCGAUACAAACACGUUGGAUGAACCUGCACAAUUUUCCGAAUUGAAAGCAUUAGAGCAUAUAUCCAAAUUGAGCGAUGAUAUUGGUUAUAGAAUCGUUGGAACGAAAGAACAUGUAGAAGCAGAAAAAUGGAUUGAAAAUGUUGUAAAGAGUUAUGAAGGUUGGCAUACUACAGUAGUUGCAGAUCAAGAUGCAAAUCAAUUACACAAUAAUGCUACUUUACGGGCAACUGAUCCAAGAGGUGAUACACAAGUAGAAGUUUGGACGCAAAUUGCAGAUGGAUCACAUCGUUUCGAUUUUAUGAGCUCAAUCGUUUGGAAAAAGUAUUAUAGUAUGUCAAACGUAAUCGUUCGUAUUUCUGAUGGAACGGAUGAAGGCAAAGAACAUGCAGUCCUUUUGAACGCUCAUUUGGACAGUACAUUGCCCAGUCCAGGUGCGGCUGAUGAUGGUGCAGGAAUUGCAAUCUUGUUGGAAUUAUUGCGCAUUUAUACUUCACCACCUCGUCCACGACUUAAACAUUCAGUUAUUCUACUAUUCAACAAUGGAGAAGAGAGUCUGCAAGAUGCAAGUCACCUUUAUGCAACCCAACACGAGACCCGCCAUUCGGUUCGUGGUGUGGUCAACUUGGAAGCUUGUGGUACUUCGGGUCCAGAAUUAUUGUUCCAAGCAACUUCUGUUCCGUUUGUGGAAGCAUACAGCCAAGUUCCAUACCCUUUCGGAACAGUUUUGGCAAAUGAUGUCUUCUCUACAGGUUUGAUUUUAUCCGAUACGGAUUUCCGUCAAUUUGUGCAAUAUGCCAAUCAAUCCGGUUUGGAUAUGGCAAUCGUUGGCAAUAGCUACCAAUACCACACACGAUCCGAUAUCACCAAAAAUCUCGAACCAGGAAUGAUGCAGCAUUUUGGUGAAAAUGUGUUGGCAAUCGUGAACCAUUUGGCAACCUCCCCACGUUCGAAAUUGGCAGUCAACAAACCAUUCCCACGUUCAGCACCGCCAAUCUAUUUCAGUAUCGCAAGUCGAUUCUUUGUUUUGAUUCCAGCAGAGAAGUUCAGAACUGUUAUCAUGGGUAUUUCUGCAUUAUCCAACUAUCUGUUGACAUCCGUGGGAAGAGCGGAUAAGCAUCAAGGAGCAUUAAAGUAUGCCUUACUCGCUUUACUUUUCACAAUCACAUCUUUAUUGUCGGCUUUGAUCUUCUCCAAUGCAGUGGCGUUGAUUAUGGUUCAUGUGAUCGGUAAGCCUCUCAGCUGGUUCGCCAAAGAAUGGUAUCCGAUUGCACUUUUCGGACCUCCUGCUUUGGUUGGUAUUUUGUCAACGCAAUACCUUUUUGCAUCCUUAACGAGAAAGGAUCGCAGGGCUUAUUUGGAACGUGCAAGCUUGGAUGGUUUAUCGUUAUUCUUUGUGUUGUCGUUAUUGUCUUUGAGCGCUUUUGGAAUCGGAUCUUGCUAUUUGGCCGGAUUAGGAUCGAUCGCAAUGACUGUGGUGAUUGCACUGAAUGACUUGUUCUUGAUCGGUUAUGACAAAAUUGAACAGAAACAAGUUCCAGCCCACAAGAGGGUACAUCCGAUCAGUUAUCUGAUUUACGUCAUCGUACCAGCUUCGAUAGGAAGUGAAGGAUUGGUUUCUUUCUUGGACCUUUUUGUUCCGCUCACAGGCAGAACAGGUGAAAUUUCGCCUGCUGAUCAUAUCGUCGGUUCGAUUGCUGGUGCAUUAACAUUCUUGUGCUUGCCUUUUGCACUUCCAAUGUCAUUCCGAAUGGGUCGUGAACGUUUGGCAAAAGUGAUUGUGUUCUUUUUGACAAUCUCAGUAGCUUGCAUUGCAAUCUUUGCUUCUCCUGCUCUUAAGCCCUUCGAUGUUGGACAUCCCAAGAGAGUAUUCGUUCACGCCGUUCAAAAUGUCACUUCUGAUACAUUUUGGCUCAAUUUGGGAGGUGCAGAUCCAGAUGUUAAAGGGCUAGAGACAAUCGUAGAUGACGUUUGGAAAUCGAUGGGAAUCGUUGAAGAACCAUUUACGAAAGUGGAUAUGGACGAUUAUAAUCCGGAUUUUGCAAUCUUGUAUCCUGUAAGCACCUUCCUUACACCUUACAAGAUGCGUGUUCCAAUGCCGCAACCUUCUCCUUGGACGUUACCAAAUGGAGAUGAAUUCGUACCAAAGGUAUCAAAUGAGAAAAUCGAUUGGAAAGCAGGUACACGUACUUUAACCAUCACCGUUCGAAGACCAAAUUUGAUUUGGAGCGUGAUCGCUUUUGAUGCCGAUAUUCUUGAAUGGGAUUUACCCUCUGCACCACCUGUUGGAAUGCAAAGGCAUCAUAUCAAAGAAGUUGCACGACAUGGAAUUGAUGAAUGGUCAGUGACACUGACUGUACGUUUGCCAGAUGGAAUGCAACAACAAAAGAAAACGAAAACUGCUGCAAACCCAAUCCGUCUUUCUCAAGGUGUUCCCGAACGUGAUCCAACGAAAUUAUGGAUCGAUUAUUCUGGCUUAAUUGCAGAAGCAAUGUGGCCGCAAGCCAAAAGAUUGGAAGCAUCAAGAAGACAAAAGUAUCCUUCAAUUGAUGUUUUAGAACGUUUAGAUGAUGUCUUAUUGGAAAAGCAUCCUGAAGUGGAUUCAAUGUUACUAAGCGUUGUUGCUGCUGUUGCUCAAGUAUGAUCGAAUUUGGUGCAAGCUUUGGCUAAAGACUCUAUAUAGAAAAGCUCUUAGAGAGCAUACACUAAUAUACUACUGGAAGAAUCAAUACAUUUAUACAUCUCAUUUAUUGCUAGAAGUACAUGAUUGGAUACAUUAUGAAUUACUU